CACACACCCCCGAAGCUUUCAGGAAAAGAACAUCUUCUCUCGCCUUGCCGGAGUCCAAGCCAGAUGGCAGACUGGUGAGAAAGAAGAAAACGGAAGGGGAAAAAGAAAGAAAAAAAAGGAAAGAGAGAAAGAGGGGGGGGGAGGAAGAGAAGUCUCCACAGGUUUCCAAGAUGGGCACUGCCCUUUGUGGCAGAAGGCAGAAAGGUCUGUUGCAGACUGGCUUUUGCCUCUUGGCGCUGGCCUGCCUGGGCUCCGGAGUCCUCCUCUACAGCCACCUCCAGCAGAAGGUCAAGGCGGCCGAAGGCUCGGCCUCCAAAUUCAGACAGCAACAGGAAGCCCUUUCGGCCCAGCUGCAAGUCGUUUAUGAACAUAGAUCCCGUCUUGAACGUUCCUUGCAGAAAGAACGCAGCGAACACAAGAAAACAAAAGAAGAUUUUUUAGUAUACAAACUGGAGGCUCAGGAAGCACUCAAUAAAGAAAAGCAAGAUUCUAUGAACAGAUAUGGUGCCUUAAGUUCACAGCACAAGAUACUGAAGAACCAGCACGAAGAAGUCAAGAAGCAGUUUUUGGAUCUGCAGCUGCAACACAACGGGCUGAAACUGGAGCAUCGCAAGGUGGUGGAGACUCACAGCCAGAAAUAUUCCCAGUUGCAGCGGGAGAAGGAGAACGAGGUGGUGGGAUUACAAGAUACUAUUUUUAAACUAAGGGAAGAAAGCAAACUACUUCGCAAAGCCCACCAGGAUGUUCACUCGCAGCUCCUCAAUGCUCAGGUCCAGAUGGAAGAGUUCCGGAAACUCAAGGAAACCCUUCAGAAGAUGCCAAGUUUUAAGGAUGCAGGAGCAGCCAAAGAGCAGCAGAUGCCACAUCCUUAUGGCCAGCCUCGGGGGUCGAGCGUGUUGCAGUUUGCUAGACCCAAGGCUUCCAAGGGCGAUGGCAUUAAAGCACCUUUGGGACCUCAGGACCAAAGUGUGGUUCCAGGUGGGAACUCCUUUGCCAUUCCACCCCCUGGGAUCAAACGUCAAGAAGAGAACCUGGUGCAUGAAAACCGUGUUUCACAUAACAAUGGAGCCAGACCCCAAGGGGACAUGCUGUUUGGUCAACUGGCCCCACCUAAGGAAGUUAAUUUGCCUUUUGCAGCUCAGCCACCAGCCCAGCAUAAAGAUGCACCCAUGGUUCGUUACACCCGGAUGAUGAAUAGUGUGCAGAACCAGGAUCCAGAAGCAGGGCAGAACAUGCAGGGGCAACAUCCAGCCGCUUUGGAGGAAAGUCGGGUUUCAGAAGAAAAACUCUCCAACAAGCAGAAGCAACAGGUGCAGAGAGUCAACAAAGGCAACUUGCAGAUGAAUGAUGGGAGAGCUCUUUCUUACCCACAAAGCUAUCGACUGGAUACCACCGUAUCUGAGCAAGGCAGGACAGAUGUCAGUCAAGCGCAGACAAGGACAAGGGGGGCACGGCACACCAUGUGGGGAGCUGAGAAAGGAGGAGCAGAUGACAGGGACCUGCACGCCGACGCUGGCCUGAUGAAGAAAGAAAACCACACAUACCUACAGAAGGAAGCAAUUAUCCAGAAACAGAUGGGACCUAAAGAUGUUGCUGAUCCAGCUCAGGAUCCCAACAACCAAGGGGAAGAUGAGUUUGAGGAGGCAGAACUGGAACGGCCCAGCUUUGAAGAAAAAACGGAUCCGGCUGAACAAACCCACCAGACAAAUCGGCCGGCUAACGCUGUGAGCCAGGAAAAGCUUCCGGGAGCUGAUCGGCCAAAUAAAGCCACCGACAGUUUAAUGGAUGAUUAUCAGGAGGACCAAGAACAAGAUCCUGAGGACCAUGGAGGUGAGGUCGGUGACCCUGAAGAUUUGGAACAGUUCCAUCAACCCAAAGGCCAUGUUGGAGAUGUUGACAGAAAAGAGGACUACUUUUGACCAUGGGCUGGGAGGCAGCACCAAGCCACCAAGUUUGAUCCAAACCAAAGACUGACUGUUGCAAUAAACUUGGGCUACUUUAGUCGAAACCGCCAAGAGAGGUGGAGAGUUAAUUCCAUCUUGUCUUCAGAAAGUCAUUGGCUGCGUUGACCAAAUGGAGAUACUAUAUUUCCCCACCUCCUGUUAGUGAGGGCAGGAUUGACACGCAGUGCCAACCUGUCAGAAUGCUACCGUGAAUACAAACAUCAGAAUGUUUCUUCGUGGGGGUAAGGAGCUCAAAAUAUCAAAAAAAUCAAGGAUUGUUUUUCCCUUUGGAAGAGUCCUAUCCUCUUACUCUCAUUUGGACCAUAGGCAAAGCCUGAUGUAGCGCAGAAGUACCGUUACAGUUUGGGCUACUUGCGUUUCCUUUUGCCCCAUUUCCGAUUUACCUGACUUCCGUUCAGAGCAACCUCAUCACCUUUCUAUGUAUGUACAUAUAUAAAAAGAGGGUCCAUUUGGUAA
Messenger RNA from Protobothrops mucrosquamatus (brown spotted pit viper), 2420 nucleotides. RefSeq names its product Golgi integral membrane protein 4. NCBI's taxonomy places the organism in Eukaryota, Metazoa, Chordata, Lepidosauria, Squamata, Viperidae. Gene Ontology annotation, cellular component: Golgi apparatus; Golgi membrane. The coding region runs from base 171 to 1919 and encodes 582 amino acids. The record is from RefSeq and is a predicted model, not a curated record. The transcript has 14 exons.